Molecule: messenger RNA, 946 nt
Organism: Arabidopsis arenosa
Lineage: Eukaryota; Viridiplantae; Streptophyta; Magnoliopsida; Brassicales; Brassicaceae
Source: the annotation of a GenBank genome assembly
GCUCUGUGCCUCUGCAAAACACUUUUGUCCAAACUCUAUCUUAGAUAAUGAAGGUCUCUAGUCGUUUGAUCUCAGCCCUUCUCCUAUUGUUCAUGAUCCUUGCCACAGGGAUUGGUCCGGUCACGGUAGAGGCACGGACGUGUGAAACGAGUAGCAACUUGUUCAAUGGACCAUGUCUGAGCUCAAGCAAUUGCGCUAAUGUUUGCCACAAUGAAGCUAUGUCUUCCGUGUUGCUACUUCUUCUGGUUUUCGUGUUUGAUCUCAUUGCUUUUGGUCUUGCUGUUGCUGCAGAGCAACGAAGAACCACCUGGCAAAUUUCUAGAGAAUCAAGAGAUUUAAGCUACUGUGUGUAUGACAAGGAUAUAGCAACGGGUCUCGGACUCGGUUCUUUCUUGAUCUUAUUAGCGAGUCAGCUCUUAAUAAUGGUGGCGAGCCAAUGUUUGUGCUGUGGAAGACCAUUGACACCAAGUGGGUCAAGAUCUUGGGCAAUUUUUCUCUUCAUCACCACUUGGGUUUUCUUCUUCAUAGCACAAGUGUGUUUACUUGCUGGCUCUGUACGAAACGCUUACCAUACAAAGUACCGUGUCUACUUUGGAAACACUUCUCCUUCUUGUCGAUCACUCAGAAAAGGCGUGUUUGGGGCUGGAGCAGCAUUCAUAGUGCUCACGGGGAUUGUCUCCGAGCUUUACUAUGUGACCCUUUCGAGGGCCAAAGACUUUCAGCCUCCUAGAGAUCCCGAAUUAGAAAUCUGGUUGAUUUAGAAUUAGGCCAUUGUUGUUGUGAUGUUAUUGUCUGAAUCAAUGUGUUCUUGUUUGUAUAUGAGAAAUAGAUUCAAGUUUUACGCUGAUGUGAUUUAUGUCUCUUUAGUACUUUUUUUCCUUGGAGAUUUUGUGUUUUCUUGUUAGAGUUUAGCCUCUGGUCACAAUAAUAACUCAUAAAUUCUGUG